Molecule: messenger RNA, 1442 nt
Organism: Anopheles bellator
Lineage: Eukaryota; Metazoa; Arthropoda; Insecta; Diptera; Culicidae
Exons: 2
Coding region: 7-1389 (460 amino acids)
Source: RefSeq, a predicted model, not a curated record
UACAACAUGACCCGAGACGCCGGAAAUCCUAUGGAAGCAUUAAUUCAAGAAAUCAGUAGUGGCCAGUGUAAUCGAGCGAAGGUUAAGGUUAAGAAGGUAUACUUAAACGAGGACCCGUCCAAGGAGGAAACGGUCCCAUGCCCACGCUGUUCGCGGGGUAAUCAACAAAGCAUGGUUCGCUACAUGUACAUCAGCCUCAACGAAGCUAUUUACAAAUGUGAGGCUCCGAACUGUAUGUACCCGUUCAGGAAUUUCAGGUUCAAAAACUAUGACGACAACACCGUGUAUCAGUACGAACAGUUGCUGGACCAAAAUCGCCUGAACCUUGAUCUGCUGUGCUCGGACUUUACUCCAUGCAGCGUCUCCGAUUCUUAUGGCUGCGGUCCAGAGCAAUCCCUCGAUGAUUUCGCUCCGGUCGAUUUCAAUGUCGAUUUCCCAUCAACCGAACCACUUGGCCAGCAUUCUUUCGCAAACGCUUCCAAAUCUUUGCCAACGGAGCCCAAAAGCCAGGAGUUGGCGACCACAUUCGAUGUCGGUCUAAUCGACGACAUCCUGCAGGACUUAUGGCCAUCAAAGUCCGCCUCUACCGCACCACCAUCUAACGAAACAGUAUUGAUGCCCAAUGAUGUGAAGAACUGGCAGCCCUCCGAAGAACCAAAGAGCACAACGGAGUCAAAUCAACCGCCAUCCGGCCGAAGGCUGGAAAAAUGUUUAAAAGCGGUCCAGCAAACAAAUAAAAGCCUUCAAGAUGUUAUCUUUAGGGUGCCAACGGAAACGGAGCAAUCGCGUAAACGGACGGUACACGUUGUAGAAUCCAUCACACCGACCAAGCUGCGAAUAAAGAAAGUUUCUCCACGCAAGCGAAGAAAGAUGAAUCCGCCUGCGAAAAGCAACUGCCCCGUAAAGCCGUACAAUCCGACCAUGGUAAUGGCCAGCAGCGCAAACACACUGGUCCAAACGAAAGCUAUCACACCGGUCGAAUUUUUAAACCAACUCAACACGCUUUCGAGGCCAUCACCGCCCAGGCCCAGCAGCGUCUGUUCGGACAAGGCACAGCGGAUGCUCAGCUUCAUACAACGGAGCUUACGGGAUCGGCCACGGGAUGAUAGCGUGCCACCCCAAUCGGUAGCGCAGGCACCGGUGGUUUCGAAUGAACUGCAAGCGGUUCCGGUGAUUUCGAAUGAAUCGGUAGGUUCGCUACAAAGUCAAUCCUUGCCGCCCAUCGUACCCUGUUCCAGUACGGCACCGUCGGAAGAUCUUGCUGCAAACGCCACUGUAGCCGAUGAGCUACCGCCUACACCUACACUAGAAAAACCUGUCAUAGAGAUAAAAACGUGCGAAUUCGUGACUAACGGCGGAAUGGAACUGCUUAUACGCUUGUUAGAAUGAAUGAUAGGCGCUAUCGAACAGUGAAUAAAUCUAAUCAAUUUUAGGAAAUUACA